This is a messenger RNA of Petromyzon marinus (sea lamprey), 5312 nucleotides long. RefSeq lists its product as uncharacterized. Gene Ontology annotation, cellular component: nucleus. The record is from RefSeq and is a predicted model, not a curated record. Gene Ontology annotation, molecular function: zinc ion binding; protein binding; DNA binding. Gene Ontology annotation, biological process: heterochromatin organization; negative regulation of gene expression. NCBI's taxonomy places the organism in Eukaryota, Metazoa, Chordata, Hyperoartia, Petromyzontiformes, Petromyzontidae.
CGAAGCCCCCUACGCGCGUUCCGGGGCCACGUUCGCGUCGCUCCGUCACGUUUUCUGGGUCCCACCGAGCAGUCAGCGCUCCGCAGCCUUCUCCGAUCGUCUUCAGUGGCCUUCCCUCCGCCACCAGCGAGCAACGCGAGAGUGGAACAGAUGCCCGGAAAUUCAGAGGCGGGGGGGCCACACCGCCGAGAGGGAAAGUCCACCGUCUCCUCGAAGCAUGGACAGGAACAGACACCUGGCAGGUCACGGGGCGCCCACUCCUCCACCGCCAGGACAGACCCUGACACCAAGUGUAGCUUCUGCCACAAAGGCGACGAUGUGCUCAUGCUGGGGAAACUCUACGUGUCUUCCAAAAAGAUCGCCGCGCACCACAAGUGCUUGCUGUUUUCAUCUGGAACAAUUGAAGGCCCAAAGUCGAGCGGGGAGUUUGGAAGUUUUGACGUCAAGACGGUUAUGAAAGAGAUCAAGCGCGGAAAGAGAAUAAAAUGCUCCAAAUGCAGAAACCAAGGGGGCACGAUAGGAUGUGAAAUAAAAAAAUGUUCCAAAACCUACCACUACGUUUGCGGGAAGAUGGACUGUGCUAAAAUCAUAGAGAACUCCUCGAAGGGCAUCUACAAGCUCUACUGCAAGCAGCACCGCGGAGAAGACGGUCACGACGGCGACGACGACGACGACGACGACGACGACGCCGACGACGCCCUAGACACCGACGAAGAGAGCGACGGCAGCAGCAAAGCCGCCGGCGGCGGCGGCGGCGGCGGCGGCGGUAGCGACGACAGCGACCAGCAGCACCCCGGACCGGGCCCGAAUCUGGGGCGCAGCAACGGCCGGGGCGGCUUGCUCGGAAACAGCCGCCCCGCCGGAGACAGCAACUCGGCGAGCGAGUCGGACGGCGCCGGCGAGAACGGAAGCUCGCCGCUCGCGGGGGCUUCCCGCGGUGGCGAGGAGAAUUACAGUUGGUCCAUUACAGACCAGAAUUUUCUGCAGUAUGAUGACGAUGAUGACGAUGACAUUAUAGAACUCCCAAGUUUGUUCAGGCUGCGAAAUGCCUCGCAACAAAGAGGCGUGGACGGGGGCGUCGCGCAGACCGCACCGCCGGCCGCCGCCGAGGCCUCCGCCGAGGCCUCCGCCGAGGCCUCCGCCGAGGCCACGGUAGAAAAUGUCGGGGAGCGGAGCGUCGCUCUGCCGGAGGAGCACCAGGACUACGACUCGAUGCCUGGGCUGGAGGAACUCGCCCCACUCUCGCCGCAGGAGAUGGAAGGGCACGAAGCUAUCCCCGACACCGUGAAGGACUUGUUCAAGGAAUUGUGGCUGAAGUUUAUCGAGGCGAGCAAGGGGACGUGCAGAGUUGGCGGCGACGACGAAGGAGCCGUGCAGUGGUGGCAGAAGGAGUGCAAGGUCUUGGUGAAGCUGUGGCCCAAAGCCCCGGCAGACGCAGGAGGAGUAAGAGGAGAGGAAGGCCGGGCGGCGUCUGUGGACGCCCGGCCCGGAACGCCGGAUUGCGACGCGUGCGACGACCUGGACGAGACCUUGUUGACACCGGAGGAUGUCACGAGCGAGCACGCGGUAGCAGGGCCCGGGAUCGCUGCCGGACACCAAUCGGCAACGCCACCGCCGUCACCGCCGUCACCGCCGUCACCACCACUACACCCGCAUGUGCCCGGGCCCGCACAGCCAACGUCUGGACGCACGUUUGACUUAGCAGCAGCAGCAGCAGCACCGCGGGCGGCUGUGGCGACGGAGGCACCAGCAGCAGUGUUGGCACACGAUAGCGGGAGCUGCUGCGGUGCAGGCUGGUCCCCGGGAUUCCUGCGCAAACGCAAGUGGGCGACGGAAGAUGAUGACGAUGGAGGAGGGGUAGAAAGACGAGGCACGCGAACACGACGGAGCGGACAGAGGGGAAGGCUGCGACGUCAGCGGCACCGCCGACUUCGUCUGUCCCAGGCGGUGGCGUCACCGCGCGAUCCCGAAUCUCCCGACAACGUGUUCACCUACUCGUUGUCGCAGGACCUGACCCCCUUCACGUCCACACAGACGAACAGCUCGGCUGCCACCGAGAACCCAGAAAAUGCGGGUCCAGUGCCUGAGAAGAAAACCGAAACCCAGGAAGCGGAGUGUGGGAGUGAACCCGGUGACAUCAGCGACACGGACAGCGUCGCGAGCCAUUCGCUCCUGAACCCUUUUACGACGGCUGCCCUAGUAAGCAGUGCUGCUUUAGCCACAUGUACGAUGCCGACCAACGCGCAGAGCAUGCCGGCGCCCAGCCAGAACACUGACGCGUCGCCCACGCCUCCCGCGAAUGUGCCGGAGUCUCCCCACAACUCUCCUCCGCCACCUACGAUCAUGCCCGAGCCUCCCCGGGACUCUCCUCCGCCACGCGAGACCAUCGCGCCGGGGUCUUCCCGGAACGCUCCUUCACCGCCUCCGACUGUGCCGGAGUUUCGGGAUGUGUCCACCCCUUUGCUGCACCUCCUGUCGGCACCUGCGCAUGACGUCUCACAACUGGACGUGGAGUACGUCCGUAGGUUCUGGUCGCACCUCAGGGAGAUGGGGAAGGUGGAGGCGGUGUUUGACAUCAUCUCGCAGGGCCUGGACGACCUCAAGCGGAACGUCGUGACCGUCAACGCCACCAACCAGGCACUUGUGCAGUCCUUCUCGAUGAUCACCGUGAUGGGGAAGUAUGACGUGAUCCUGUCCACCCUGAAACGAGACUGGGCCGAGCGGCGCUGGCGCCUGGAGGAGGAGGGCCGGCGCCUGCAGCUGCUGGCGAGCGCAGAAGCUCCGCCGGCUCGGGGCGACGCGCGAGGGCAGCGCGGGGCCACGACGUCGUCCGCCACGUCGUCGCCGCCGCCAUCGACGACGGCGUCGGCACGCCGCGGCUCGCACCGGCGGUGCGACGAGCGGUGCUGCGUGGCGCCGUGCCCCCCGUCGCUGUGCUACGACGUGCCGCGCUGGACCAACCCGCUGCGCUUUCCCCUGCUGCACGGAUUCCAGCGCCUGCCCUCCACCUCGCAGGUGCACUACCGCGCGCCCUGCGGGCGGCUGCUUGGCUCCGCGGACGAGGCACGCCGCUUCCUGGUGGACUCCGGCUGGCGCCAAUUCCUCUGCGCGCGCCUCUUCUCCUUCAACCCGUCCGUCGGCGUGUCCUCCGAGCCCAACCCGGCGCUGCUGCCCGCCGACAACGGCGCCGGGCCCGGCUACUGCCCGGCCGCCCUGCGCCUCCUGCCGCCCGGCUCGGGGCUGCCCCAGCUGCUGGUGGAGGACCUGUCGGAGGGCAGCGAGACGCACGUGGCGGUGCCUUGCGUGAACUCGCUGGGGCUUGACGCGCCCGAGCCCUUCCUGUACCGCUGGCGCCCGUCCUGCGGCUCGGUGCCCAGGCAGGGGCGCCGCUACUGCGUCGCCUGCGACUGCGUGGACGACUGCGGAGACGCGGAGAGCUGUGCCUGCCGGAGACUGUCGGCCAGCGUCGCCCUGGAGGGAGGGAGCUCCACGAGCUACGUCCACGGGCGUCUGCUGGGAAAAGUUCCCUCGGGAAUCUACGAGUGCAACGCGCGUUGCGCUUGCAGCAGGAGGGGUCGAGCGGCCUUAGCAGUCAACGCGGAGCAGAUGGAGGUGGAGGUGGAGGAGGAGGAGGAGGAGGAGGAGGCCACAGAGGAGACGGUAGCGUGGCGGUGGCCAUGUGAGAACCGCGUAGUUGGUGACGGGCUGCGCGUGAGGCUGCAGGUGUUCCGCACCAGGCCGCCGGGCGGGUGGGGCGUGCGCUGCGUGGACGAUCUGGACGCCGGCGCCUUCGUGUGCGUCCACGCCGGGGUCAUGGAGGAGAGUCACGUGACGCAGCAGGGGUCGGCGUCGCCCACAGACGGUGGUCACGACCUCGCGGGAGCAGCAGCAGCAGCAGCAGCGGAGGCAAUGCCUGGACGUGGAGGAGUGGCUGGCCCCGGUGUUAGAAGAAUCUUGGGAGUUGCCGUACCAUCUUACAAGGGAUGCCUAGAGAGUCUGAGCUCCGAGUCGGAGGGAGAGCAUUUUGCAUAUCAGCUGGACACGAGGGAGGGGAGCGUGGGGAGGUUUAUAAACCACAGCUCCAGCCCCAACAUGUUCAUCCAGGAGGUGUUUGUGGACACGCACGACCCGCGGUUCCCGUGGCUCGCGCUCUUCACCCACAGGUUCGUGCGGGCGGGCGAGGAGCUGACGUGGGACUACAGCUGCCGGCAGGGCGCCGCCGCCGAUUCGUCCGCGUGGCUGCCCGCCGCACCGUCGCCCCCGCAACCGACGGUCGCUCCCAACGCCGCCUCUGAUCCCCGCCACCCUUCGUCGGGCCGAGUCGGUCCAAUGCUCCAGUAGUCGCUGUGCGAAUAUAGUAACGUACUGGGAUUGUCUGGCAAGCGAUGUUUCCGCAACAGCGUGGAGACUCCGCUAACAAAUCAGCAUUGCCUUUGCACGCUGUACAUUGUCUGAGCUUGGGGUGUGCAAUUUUAUAUAUAUGUAAAAAAAAAAUCGCUCUUGAGAUAUUUUUCUUUUAAGGGUCCCCCCCCCCCACCAAAAUAUGUUUUUCUUAUUUGCAGCGCAGUAAUACCCCGGUUUACAUCGGGGUAUUUACGUGGUCUCGCAAAUACGUCGUCACUUUAUUAUGACCACUACCUGAAUUGCAUUGCCUCAACCCCCACACGUCGCUGACGGCGGCAUCCGUCCUUUCGCCGAGUCAUCCACUAACCAGGAUUUUAACUCGCGACCUUCUGAUUGUGGUCCGCUUGCUUUUCCGCUGAGCCACCUGGCCAGUUGGCCAGCUCGAGGGGGGGGGGGGGGGGGGGGGGGGGGUUGAAAUUAUGUUUUUUUUUUAAAUGUACGAACAAGUUUCCCGGAAAAAAAUGUUUCCAGUCUGGAAAUUACCUCGGCUGAGGAAUAACGGUUUUGGAGCUUGAGGUUGGUGAGCAGUGCACCUCCUGCUCACAGUAAACAUUCCCACCGCUCCAUGCAGCCAUUGCACCGCAGAGUGGAGCGGGCAAGCAGUUUUGUGUGGCUGUAUUGGGUAUUGAGUUACCAGCUUGUCGGCAGUUUCAUUAAUGAAGCACAGAGCCUAGAUGGAGGUUUUUUUUAUUUUCCAAUGCAAUUGUGAUUUAACUGUUCGUCCCUGGCUGGCUCGGCUGCAGUGGUUAGCACGUUGCAGUAUGAGCACUGUGAUCCCGAGUUCGAUUCCAGGCCAUGGCCAACAAGCGGCGAGCGAUAUCUGAACCAAAUUCUUGACUUAAAGCUUUCGUGACUGCAGGAAUUCAUAUUCUUUGGAUCUUUCGGUAAAGUCACGUGGAUAUGUUCAA